CUUUGAUAAUAAAUUCGCGUUAAAAGCCGUGGCGAGCUGCGAAGUCUACCCCUCUCUCCCCGUUGCGCGUCUCCCUGCUCUCCUUCCCUCGGCGGAUCUCUAGAGGCGUUCUACUGCGGACUACAGCGGUUUCAGGAGAUGGAUCAUUUCCGGAGAGUUGAGCAGAACGCCUUUGUUGCCGCCUUUGAGGAGAUGAGGGGAUUCGUCUCCGUCUCUGACCGGAGGGAAUCGGUUGUUUGUCCGAAGCCUCGCCGGGUCGGGGUUUUGUCCAACAACCCCUUGAGGUCUCAGAUAAGCCAUCGAUCUGAGAUUUCCAAGUCAAAAGCUGCGGCAGAGCUUCUGGACCUCAUCCUUAAGAAGGAGGAUUAUGAGUUGGAGCCGCAAUCUCCACUGCCAAUUGCUUCGACACCACCCCCAUUUUUUGCGGGAUCUCCACCGAGAAGGGCUGAGAAUCCUUUAGUACAGGAUGCCCGCUUUAGGGAUGAAAAGAUUACUCCAAUUAUGGCGUUGCCAGCUAUGUCGCCAUCAGGUUUACCAUCUCCAUCAACUUCUGCACGCAAAGGGUGUGCGAGGAUGAAGUUUGGGCUCAAACCUGCAGCUGUUAGAGUAGAAGGUUUUGAUUGUCUUAACAGGGAUAGCAAAAAUUCUAGCAUUCCUGCUGUUGCAUAACUCCACUGAAGAAACUGUAUAUAGAAAGGAGCUUAAUGCAGGGCAUACUUCACAUAGUCAAGCAGAAGAUCGAGAGUUUCGAAAUAUUUUGGAAGCAGAGAAUUCGAGUACCUUUUAGUACCUUUUAGUACCUUUUAGGGUUGUAAAUACCAUCUGUUCUAGUCGGCAAUUCGCAUUUCAGUAAUCUGUAUAAGUAGGUUGAUUGAACAAGAAAAGAGCCAUCGAGUAUCUGUUCUUGCAGCAGGUACUGAAUUAGUGAGAGAGUUCUUAUGUAAUAUAGGGAGGAUUCCUAAGAGACAGUAUUUCUGAGAUUCAGAAAUCAUCCAUUAGAUGUGCUGUACAGUCCAUGAUUUUGGGUCAGAUGUAAAUUUGUGGAUAUUUUCUGAUUGAUCUUGGCUUAUUUUGCGGCAUAA
Messenger RNA from Eucalyptus grandis, 1082 nucleotides. RefSeq lists its product as uncharacterized. Bases 139 to 669 code for a protein of 176 amino acids. NCBI's taxonomy places the organism in Eukaryota, Viridiplantae, Streptophyta, Magnoliopsida, Myrtales, Myrtaceae. The record is from RefSeq and is a predicted model, not a curated record. The transcript is spliced from 4 exons.